AUGAACAGCCAAUACAGUACUGCGUAUAAGUCCGUCCCUUACGAAAUAGUAUUUGGACAACCUCCACGUCUUGAUACGAAUUUAGCCAAUUUAUUUGAAAACAACCAUUUCUAUCCACCAACUGAAGAGUCGAGUUUGUUAUCAGAUAGUCAAACUCUAGUUUCUGAAACUGAUUCUCAAGAAUUGAAUAAUGAUGUAGAAAGUUCGGAAAUUGGUUCAAUUUAUUUUGAAGAAAUACGACAAGACAAUAGUGAUGUGAAUAAUAAUACAGAUGAAGAAAUAAAUAAAAUGUACAGCAAUAUGGAUGAAGAUGAAGCGCAAGAAAUGAAUACACAGAAUAAUUUUCUUCAAGAUUAUUCUGAAGCACGAAUUACUAGUAACGAAAUUAUUAUUAUUGACGAUUCUGAUAGCGAUUCUAAUGAAGAUCGGCGUUAUACUGUGCAAGAAAAAGCAAAAUGGAUGGCAUAUUCUGGUAACGAUACUGUUAAAAAUAGACCUGAUUACAAGCAACGGGUACUUUAA
Molecule: messenger RNA, 522 nt
Organism: Racocetra fulgida
Lineage: Eukaryota; Fungi; Glomeromycota; Glomeromycetes; Diversisporales; Gigasporaceae
Source: the annotation of a GenBank genome assembly